Messenger RNA from Colletotrichum abscissum, 375 nucleotides. RefSeq names its product ribonucleoprotein-associated protein. The coding region runs from base 1 to 375 and encodes 124 amino acids. NCBI's taxonomy places the organism in Eukaryota, Fungi, Ascomycota, Sordariomycetes, Glomerellales, Glomerellaceae. Gene Ontology annotation, molecular function: RNA binding. The transcript has 2 exons. The record is from RefSeq and is a predicted model, not a curated record. Gene Ontology annotation, cellular component: box C/D methylation guide snoRNP complex; U4/U6 x U5 tri-snRNP complex; cytosolic large ribosomal subunit. Gene Ontology annotation, biological process: ribosome biogenesis; mRNA splicing, via spliceosome; maturation of LSU-rRNA.
AUGUCUGAAUCCGCUGCCUGGCCCCUUGCCGACGAUGCUCUUCAGCAAGAGCUCCUGGACAUGGUCCAGCAGUGCCAGCACUACCGCCAGCUGAAGAAGGGCGCCAACGAGGCUACCAAGACCCUCAACCGUGGUGUCUCUGAGCUCAUCAUUCUCGCUGCGGACACCAACCCUCUCUCGAUCGUUCUCCACCUUCCCCUCCUUUCUGAGGACAAGAACGUCCCCUACGUUUACGUCAAGUCCAAGACCGCUCUUGGCCGUGCCUGCGGUGUCUCCCGCGCCGUUAUUGCUUGCAGCAUCACCUCCAACGAAGGCUCUGAGCUCGCCGGCCCCAUCCGCGCCCUCAAGGACAAGAUCGAGAGACUCGCCAUCUAA